Armigeres subalbatus is the source of this 11127-nucleotide messenger RNA. RefSeq names its product protein still life, isoform SIF type 1 (gene sif). The transcript is spliced from 18 exons. Lineage: Eukaryota; Metazoa; Arthropoda; Insecta; Diptera; Culicidae. The record is from RefSeq and is a predicted model, not a curated record. Gene Ontology annotation, biological process: small GTPase-mediated signal transduction; positive regulation of axonogenesis; activation of GTPase activity. Gene Ontology annotation, cellular component: membrane; synapse. Bases 2260 to 8136 code for a protein of 1958 amino acids. Gene Ontology annotation, molecular function: guanyl-nucleotide exchange factor activity; protein binding.
GAAAGUUUUAGUUUAAUAGUGAUCCUCCUGCAGUAACUAUUGUGCGUGGUCAUCGGACGUCUCGGGGCGUGUUGAAGAAGUGCUUCGGGGGCUGUGCAGCGCUAGAAAAAGGAAGCAAGUUCUAAUCUGUUUCCAAUCGGCAACUGGCAUACAGCUGGGCACGGACAGUAGGUUGAAAUAUCUCCUACAGGCAGCGCCCCCGGGGAAGUGUGUACGGAUACGGAAUCGGUCGUGAGUUUUUAGUUUUUUUCCCUUCUCGAGCUGCGAGGAGUAUUAGGCACGGUACGGUUGUCGCGAACGUCAUCACUCGUUGCGGUCGCGCUUACGGAAGGAUGGAACGGGCCUCGAAGUUGCCUGAACAGAUUUUCGUGUGGCUCGGGUAGUUGUUGUUGUUGGCCGUGUGGAAUCGUCUUUUGGAACGGAAAACGCAAACGGAAGAAGGGACACGCUUAACCAGGCGAGCUUGUGCGAGGUGCUUCAAAGUUCAUACACAAAUCUACAUUUUAGAGGACCUCGAAAUGGAAAACUAGCAAGACUCGAAAAUAUAUCUAUAGCCAAACAUACACUAACUCACUGCCUGGCGCCUAGCGAAGGAUAAUACUCCACACUCGUUGUACUCACAUAGCAAACAAUACAGUCAGUGUGACGAAAGCAGUCGACGACUUGAAAAAAAAUACGUACACAAAGGAUCUGAAGCGCCCAGAUAUCCCAACCGACGACGGUGAGGAACGAGGAAUGAACUAUUUUCGCCGUCCUGCCUGUAAACGAAAACAAGCUGUUUGCAUCAGCAGCAGUCGCACGCUAAGGGAGCUUUUAUGUAAUUGUUGAAAACACCAAUUUUCUCGUGCUGUGGUGCAGUGCGAGAAAUCCCCAGAAUUUCUGGACCACAUUUGCGAGAGUGCAGAUAUCGGAUCGGAAUCUGUGAAUGCCACGCGAUAGGAAAAAUCGGGAAUAUUUACAUAUAACUCUGUUACCCUGCCGUAGCCGCAUGCAAUUGAAAAGAAUCGAACUGGGACAUAACUAGUGGAAAGAAUGUGCAACAGAGAAUCGUGAAAAGAGGAAGUGGGAAUGAUGCUGACAGCAGCAAUAGAACCAAUUCAAAGGGGAUGAUUACAGUAAUUCGAAUGACGACAAUGAUGCUAGGACAGCGUGUGAAAACAAGGUCUGCAGCGAGUGAGACGAAUGUGUGGAAAUCUUUGUGUGGUUCGCAAAUAUAGAGCGAAAAAAAAUCGUUAAAGCAAAUAAUAAGAUUUCAGUGUUUAUCGAGAUUCGUUAUUCUUUGUGUUCCAGUCCGACCGAAUGCAAUGUGAUGAAUUAAGAUGAUUGCUUGGGUUUAGCUUUCAAGAAUAUAAUAGAGAAGAAAGUUCUAUUUCUCAAUAAAGAAAAAAAAUCAAGGGUAUCUCCUCUAUUCCAAGAAAAGAAAUAUAAGGAAAGUGUGUGAUGAGCUGUGAAAAAGGGUGGCAUGAAUAGCUGGCGAGUGAUAUACAAUACUCACCCUUUGAAUCGUGAUAGGCCUAGUAGUUUUCCUCAACGUUCGUUGAUUUGUUGUAAAAGCCUUCUCAAAGUAAGUGGUGCUAGUAGUUAUAUAAAUAGUAGUUGCCUGGAGAAGAAACUCCGCCGCAGACACCAUCGAGGACGUCGACGACUACGGCUGGUCAACGGUAGCGAAUCGCAUCUCCUGAACCAGUUCCCCGUGGCGUCCCCCAACAGUCAGCGCUCAUUCUGGCAGCGUUACAGAAAUCUCAGAGCCAGCAAAAACCACAUCCGGAGCAGGAUAAAUCGUGUAACGGAAGUGCCUACAAACCAGCAAGCGCCAGCAACGGUUCUGCAGCCCUCGUCGAAGUCAGCGAAGGCGGCAGCCACAGCAGUGAAAACAAGAACACUUUAUUACUACACUGCUGCUGUGUGAUCGUUCAAAUUACCCCAGUAGCCCCCGGGCGCAGCCACGUGACGACGACGGCUUCGUCCGCCAAAAAGCCCAGCUCAGGCGGUGACGAUGGCGGAAGUGGAGCGCUAGCCACUGGUGCCAGUGGUCGCACUCCUGUUUGUCGCUGUAACACUCAAUACAAACUAUCGGAUCUUAAGGCUCUGCAGCAACUACAGCAAAAGCAGCAGCAGCAGCAGCAACAACAACAACAGGGUGCAAGCGCUAACAUCAAUGUCUCCUCCACUACCACCGCUAUCAGUGGUACCGCCCCCGGCAGCAGCACUGCUUUCGGAGGGCACCACCACCAUCACCACCCGGCCACCACAGCGACAAUGCAGCAUCACUCUCAUAUCGGCAGUGCCCCGCAGAAACAGAGCCAAGAGUUAACGAACGAGGAACUGAUCAAGUACCUCCAACAAAUCAACGCCGACAUCAAAUGGAUAGAGCAGCUAAAACAAUACAAAUACGAAAUUGAGAAACUCUCUCAUACUGAUAAGACUGAUGCCCGCAACAUCAAACAGCAGCAACAACAACAGCAGCAGCAGCACCAACUCCUAAAUGGUCAUCUGGUCGGUCCGCCCUCGAAACCUAAACCGGAUCUUUCGGCUCCUCCCUCCGGUCCGCGCCCUCAGACUGGUGCUACAUCAAAGGGCGAAUGUUUCGACCGAAGCCUCAAGCAGCGUCACUCGUCACGAUCAGUCGAUGAGCGCACCGCUCGUCGCGAUGAUGAAGACUUCGCGAAAGAAAGCAGCCACCAACGGCACUCUUCUGGUCCAAGCGAUCUUCAACUGCUAAAAACGGAUAUCUCCGAAUGGCUUCUCAAUUUACCUCUCAAACGGAGUGUCGAGUUUUUGCAGAAAGCCAAAUCCGCUCAACAGAAAUUCGAGAAAGAGCAGCAAGAACAGGCAUCUCAUCAACUCUCCAAGAAACCGCUUCAACGGCAAACCUCCGGUGGAACAUCUGGAGAACGUACCAUCCAUCGUCAACAUUCCGGAGGAACCGGUGAAAUCGCCCUCAGUAGAAACGACAUUCUAGAAUGGCUAAAGAAGCAACAAAUUUUCAGCAAAGUUAACGAGGAGGCUGGUGCUCCGAAGAAAUUCAAAGAAAAAGAAGAAAUUCCUCUGCAGCACUUUGAUCCUCCUAAAGCUACCCAGCAGAAAUCGAGUGGAUCUAAAUUACAGAAACGACAUUCACUUGGUCCAAACGAAGAAUUCUUUCACAGAAGUACCACCGAAUGGAUUCAGUAUCCCCUGAAGCAGCUCAAAAAGCAUACGUUCGAUGCAGUUCCACAGAGCAGCUGUACCGACAUUCGCCGUAAAGAUCGAGAUCGCAGCGAACACUCGCAUCACCGAGAACGAAAACUUCGUCAUUCUGCCAGCGAAGUUGUAUCUUCUUCGCAUCUGGACCAUCCUCCAACUCGUGUUGCGCCUCAAAAACCAGAACGAACUUUCCGCUACCAAUCGAAAGACCGCAGUGAUCCGCAUUCCCAAUUUAUCCCGUCCCAACAAUACUCUACCCAGCAGGCACCAACCUCAUCCACCGCCCCCGUCACCACCAGUGCUCCCAAACACUCGCGUCGCGAACGUUCCCGGCGCAACAAAACCCAACGCUCGGCCACCGUCAGCGACAUCAACCACAUCAACAAGCAACCCUCCCAACACCACCACCCGUACCCUGCCUCGCGAUCCACCGAACGCAGCCAAUCCCCUCCGAAAUGCACCGAUCCCUUCUGUUCGGCCCAAUCCCUCUGCAACGAUCCCAACUGCUACAUGUACGACUACUACGACACCCCGAGGUGCGCCUCUCUCCCACGGGUCAAAACCACCACCCCUCCAACCACCACCAAGUGCGGCCCUCUCUGCUACGAAUGCAACAACAAGUGCAACUCUCUGCCCCGCUGCACCGACGCUCGCUGCACGGCCUUCGCUGAACAAGCCCAUCAAGUAGACUCAACGCAAAAGAUCAAAAGUAAUUCACUGCCACGAAACGCCGAAAUGGCCCAGAAGCGGUUGUCCCGUGAGGAAUCGCGCAGCUCGCUGCCCCGGUCGCGAACCAAAAAGCGAUCAACCUCGUGCGGGAACGGUAAGCUAACCAAGUCCGUGUCGGCCGCAUCGCUCAACUCGCGCAGGAGGCGCAACCGGUCGGUGCACUUCAGCGAAACCAUGCUGCGGGAGGUGUGCCAAAACCGCAAGCUGAUACAACCGACGGAACCGACCCCGUCGGGUGCGGCACCGAUGCAGCCCAACAUCCAGAUGCUGUACAACUUCGUCGAGGGGGUGCUCAGUGCCUGGGUGGACGACGAGGACGAGCACAACAAGUCCGGACCGGACUCGGAACCGGAACGGGGUGCGGUCAUGAAACCGAUGCACCGCUGCAACCGGAUACGCUUCCAGACGAUCAAGCGAGUGGUGAACGAAGCGGCGGAGCUGAAGGGAUCGUCCAAGCUGGGGAACUCGCGGUACCGGCAUCGGCACUGGCGCGGGACGGCCAAGGACUGCAACGAGCGGUUCCUGCGGAAGAUUUCCGACGAUGAUCGUAUGAGCUUGACGACGGCCGUGUCAGAUGAGGACGACGGGGAAAGCGUGAUGGCUUCACCGUACAAAGCGAAAGCCACUGGCACCGCCGCAGCAUCGUUCAAUUGUACCGGAGCGGUUCGGAAAGCGGGAUUCCUUUCGGUAAAGAAAUGGCUCCUGCGGAAGAAGCACCAGAUCGAGCUGGCCCGCAAGCGCGGCUGGAAGGGCUACUGGGUCUGUCUGAAAGGUACCACCCUGUUGUUCUAUCCGUGCGAUUCGCGCGAGGGCCGUUCGGUCGAGGCUGCCCCGAAGCACCUGAUCAUCGUGGACGGGGCCAUCAUGCAGCCCAUACCGGAGCACCCGAAGCGGGACUACAUCUUCUGUCUGAGCACGGCGUUCGGCGACGCGUACCUGUUCCAGGCGCCCUGCCAGGUCGAGCUGGAGAACUGGGUCAACAGUAUACAUAGUGCCUGUGCUGCAGCGUUUGCAAGACAUCGUGGUAAGACUGGUACGUUACACCUAUUACAAGAGGAGAUUUUCCGUUUAGAAAAAGCAAUAGAAUCGGAUCACAAGCUGAAGCACAUGGCCGAUUUGCAGCAGAGUGUAGUCACCGACACGGACACGCGUCACCAAAUACAGCAGCAGAUUCUUCAGUGGGAAGAGAACCUUGAGCGAUUGCACUGCGAGCAAUUCCGUCUGCGCUGCUAUAUGGCGUCACUGCAGAACGGAGAACUUCCAAAUCCAAAGUCUCUCCUAACGCACGUAUCGCGUCCCACGAAGAAUACGCUGAACAAGCUGGGCGUCUUCACGGUGUCUUCGUUCCAUGCGUUCAUCUGCGCUCGGUCACCGUCACUGUUGAACAAUCUGCUCGCGGGACGUGGAGCCACCAAGCGCCGUCCGCCGAUCUUGUCGCGCUCUAAUAGUGGCUCCAGCCGUCGGUCGAUGCAGAUGAACACCCGUGACGAGCCGGAGAAAUCCUACAAGGUAGCCCUGCCGGAGAACACGUUCGCUACGGUGUAUCUACGCGAGGGCAUGUCGGUGGAGGAAUUCCUGGCCAGUGCCUGCCAGCGCAAAAAUCUCAACCCCAUGGAGCACUUUGUGCGGGUCAAGAAACGCCGCGAGAUGGAAGAUCACAACUAUUUUGUUCCUCAUCGAAAUGAUCUGAUCGAAACAUAUCUACAUACUCACGAAAUGGUUGAAGUUUGCGCAAAAAUUUUGUAUCAAGUAGAGUUACAACGAACUACACUGGAGCAGAUGUGGGGCUUCUCGGUCGAAGCCGAACUCAUCGAGAAUGCUGAUCGUCAGGAUGAACUCUGCUGCUACGUCAGCCGUGUUGAGGACAAGAGCCUAGCUAUGCAAAACGGAGUUAUCAAAGGCGAUGAAAUAAUUGUGAUAAAUGGCGCGAUCGUUUCGGAUUUGGACAUGAUGUACUUAGAAAGCGUGCUCCAGGAAGAACAAGCCUUAUGCAUGAUGAUGAGAUCAUCACGUACAGAACCACCGGAUCUUGUGGGAAUUAUGCGCUCAACUGACGACAUCAUCGAGUCUCUGGUGUGUCCUCCACCGCCAUCUGAUCCUCCGGUCAUCAGCGAAGAAAUGAUCUCCGGGCUCAUCGUUCCUGCUCCUGGUUGGCGACGCUCGUGUAUUUCAGGUAAAGAGGUGUAUUCUCCGGAGGUCGAGAGCUCCCCGGCUCCGUCAGCCAACGAUCCGCACAUGGACCGCUCGAAGCAGUCUUCCCGUACCAAUAGCUUCGAGAUCGAAAAUCUGCUCAAAUCGGCCGAACAAGUUACCGGCUUUUGCCGAUCCCCGCAGGAAACUCGCAAAUCGAGCCCCACCGGCUCGGUUGCCUCGUCUGUAUCAAACGCCAUGCUCACCCCGUCACGUCAACUAACCGAUGCGGAGAAAUUGCGCAAGGUGAUUCUCGAGUUGGUCGAGACGGAGAAGACCUACGUUAAGCAUUUAAACAACCUACUCGAGUAUUACUUGGAACCCCUGAAGCGUGAGACCUUUCUAUCUAACGCCGAAAUUACCGCUCUGUUUGGAAAUAUUCAGGAAAUUGUAACAUUCCAACGGCAGUUCUUGAGCAAUUUAGAGGAAGCGCUUGAUCUAGAGCCAGACUUUCAUCAACUGGAGCAUCCUAGUCAAUUUAAAAAUGUACUUUUUGCCAUUGGUUCAGCUUUCCUGUACUACGUAAACCACUUCAAGCUGUAUUCUUCCUUCUGCGCUAGUCACAGUAAAGCGCAAAAGGUUCUACAUCCCAAUGAAGGUAAUCAAGCGCUACAGGAGUUCUUAGUCGCCCGCAACCCCAAGCAACAGCACAGCAGCACUCUGGAAUCGUUCCUGAUCAAGCCCAUCCAGCGUAUACUCAAGUACCCGUUGCUGCUGCAGCAGCUUCGUAACUUGACCGAUCCUAACGCAGCCGAGCACCUGCACCUGGUCGAAGCGCUCAAAGGCAUGGAGAAGGUCGCCGAGCACAUCAACGAAAUGCAACGAAUCCACGAAGAGUACGGUGCCAUCUUCGAUCACCUUUUCCGCCAGCACCAGAAGUCCUGCAAGCAACCGAUCGACCUCAGUCCGGGUAAGAUGGCUCACCCAACUGCCACCGAUCUCCUCAGGGCAGACGGAUCUAUCAACUUUUAUUCCCAUGUAGGUGACCUGCUAUACUACGGUGGCGUCGAGUGGUUGAAUAUCUCGGACUUCCUGGGCAAAAUCAAGAAGGGUCUCGAGCUGCACGCCAUGUGCUUCGUAUUCAAAUCGGCCGUCGUGUUCCUGUGCAAGGAGCGACUGCGUCAGAAGAAGAAGCUCAUGGGCGUUUCGAGCAAAAAUGCCACUAACGAAGUGGAGAUCAUCCGCUACCAGGUUCUGAUACCGGUGACCGAGGUGCAGGUCCGUGCUUCCUCCGCCAAGGACAUGGAUUCGCACUUCCUCUGGGAGUUGAUCCACCUCAGAUCGCAACUACAACGAAGAUCGGAAAAAGUCUACGUGCUUUCCAAUAGCACUGGCGAUUUCCGUAAUGCAUUCCUCAAAACGAUUCGGCAGAUCAUCCGUGAAAGUGUGCGCAACAUGUCGAUUCCUUCGCUCAAGAGCAUGGGUGGCAGCAUGAGCUCAAUGACUGGCAUCGGUAGUUCGUCCGGUAACUCCCAAACCCUGGAACGACCUAAGCAACAGCCGCAAAUAAUGCAAGGUUCGCAGACGUUGGGUAAGCCGAAAAAAUCUAAGAUCAAUCAGCGCCACUCGUCUGGAAACAUCGACUACGACAACACCACAUCCGGCAGUCAGGAGGCCGAUGAUCCACCGGUCCCUCAGUAUAGCGGACAGUUCCGAAUGCGCAGUAAGACCGUCGGAGACGUUGGAGAACAAGUAGCCGCAUGCAGACGUAACAUGAGCGAGCGUGAGCCGGAAAAGGCAGAUCCUGGAACCAAAUCCGAAGGCGAGGACGAUUCACAGCAAGGUUCAGUCAAACCUAAAUCUUCACUGGGCAAGACACCGAAUCAUCUAACGUUGAGCACCACAUCAACUCUGUCCGUUAGCAGCACCGGAAGUCAGGCCCGUUUGAUCCAGUCAUCGCACCCACCGGCCACCUAUCAUCCGGUACUGAUGAAGGACUUAGGAUCCCCGGUGUGGAAGCCUAGAGACAUGAUUAGUUUAUGUGAUGCCCAGUCGACUUCGACCGCACGUAAAGAUGAUUCAAACAAGUAAACAAUGCGCCCAUGUUAGGCGCGCAAGCAAACGGCAAAUGUAUGUAAACAAUAGAGAUCAAGGCAAAGCACUCAAGAGUUGCGCAGUAGACAGAGAAAGGGUUUUGGUUUAUUUGGCGGUUGCUAUGUGACCAUGGGGGCUGUUAAAUUGGUGCCGGGCAAAGAGUAGAGUGCAAGCUGAAAGAGCAAUUUGUAACAACAGUCUGAGAGAAAAAAAAGGGCGGGACUUUUUGUCUGACUGCUGCGGAAUGUGUAUGGGAGGGCGGUUCUGCCACUUGCUGUUGAAGAGGAAAAAUCUUCCCAUGUGGGGACAGGAGAACUGUCGCACAUUUUAUUCACUCUUGACCCCAGCGUUGUUUCCCCAAUGUUUUGAAAUGUAAGCAUGGUGUAUUUACUCCAAGUGGAUAUGAAAGACGAUUGUUUAUUGUUAUAUGAAAUUUUUCGCGUCAUGUGACUGAGAGAGAGAAGGGAGCCAAAAACGUGAGAAAUUUCAGAAUCUAGUAGCAUAAGAAAAAACAAAUUAAGCAAAUUCUAUGGAUGAUAUUAGUGAAACAAAAAUGAAUUUUUAUGAGAGCAGAGCAAAACUUAGUGAUAGUUUCUAAUUGCAAGAUGUAGUUAAGAAUAAACAAGUUUAUGAUUAUUAUUACUAUUAUAAUUAUUACUGUGAAGCGGGAGCGAUGGAAGAUAAUAAUAACCACAGAGGCACACCCACACAAAGACAGAAAACGUAGCAAGAUUAUCCGUAAACAUGAAUAUCAGUUGAGAUAUGUAAUGUCAAGCGACAGAUUUGAAGCGAGACGAAACUGUUUAUUUUACUUUGUAUUUCUGAUACUUUUUAAAUAUUCAGAAAAGUAAAAACGAUGUAAUUGCAGCUAUAUUAGCAGUAAACUGAACUUUUACCGCUAAUGUUAAGAAAAAAACGAAAGAUGUCACCAUUUGAUUGUGAAUUACUAAUUCUUUAAUUUGAACACACUUAAAAAUCGUUUAAAAAUGCAGUUGAAAGUAAAAACAACUUAAACCUAAAUGAAAGGGAAUUGAAUUUUAUACAUUGUGAAUCCAAUUGGAUGUGUUAGAACCCAGAUUAAAAACAAGUUUGACUAACUCUUAUAGUGGUCUAGAUUUUUGGUUGAACGAAGAUAAAAUUGACUUUUGUGUUGCAAACCCUUGAUCAAAUGGGGUAAGCAGAAAAUUCGAUAAUCACUAUCAAUUAAUCUAGUUAAUUAAAGGUUUUCCUAAUUGGUUUACAAAUUUUCUAUAAAUCUAGUGAUUUUAGAAACAAUAAGAGUAAAAAAAACACGUAUACCUUUAAUGAAAAAAAAACUAGAGUUUCCCGGAAGAAAUUUCAAAAUUUUAUUUGAAAUUUUUAAUCACUAACCAUGCAUCUAUACUACAGAAAAUGUACUUCUUUCCAAUCACAGCAGGCCACGGGUGACACUGACAAUGGCUCAAGAGAAGAGAAAAAAUAAGUAAACGUAAACACAAGAUAAAACACUUAAAAUUAAAAUCUAGGAAGUCUUGCAAUCCGCAAAAAGAAUCAUCAAACUAUAGUUAAAAUACGUAUAUUUCCUUUUACAUAAAAAGUAACUAAAACAAGUAACAAAAACAGACAACUGCACGCGUUCUUUCCCUCACAGAAGUAUUUAUAAAAAUAUACAUACAAAACCACUUGAAAUAUUAUUAUGAAAUUUAAUAAGAAAACUGAAAUGAAAAAUCGACAAAAACAAUGAUAAAAUUUCACGACAAUUAUGUUUUAAACACACAUUAGGCACAUCCCUUAGCCCGUUCAGCAGAAUACGAGAAAGAACAAAAACGAUGAAGACAAUGCAGUUGAUAUUUUACAAAUAUGAUUUUUAUCAUUCUAAACAGAAAUCCACCACGUGCUGUUUAUCCAGUUAAAACAUUACGAUGAGAUAGAAAUUUAAUUUAAUUUAAAUAUUUUACUUCAAUUCCUCUCAGACGAUAUUUUAUCCCACGAGAACCAAAUCUCAUGAGCCCUAAGCAAACACAUUUACGCAAAUCAUCAACACCCUGAAAAAAGAACCAUGUUGACUUUCCAAUACCUUCGCGUUCAAAAGUGAAGCGAGCACGCAAUCCAAAAUUGCAAUAGGAGAAGUGAUCGACCGUACCCAAUCAAUAAUCUAUGGUUAUCAAACACAGAAAAAUAUAAAACAAAGAUAAACUUAAUUACGUCAGUGGUUCGUUAUAUGAAAAAGACACAUUCAGAAAAUAAAAAGUUCACAAGAAAACAAAUACGCAGACACAAAAUGCUAACAAAAUAAGAACUUCAUUUAGCCACAUUAUUUUGCGUUUGCUAACGAAUAAAAAUAGGACGUACAUAUUAAACACUAACACAAGUACACUCGAGAAAAAAAAAUUAAUGACAACCCAAAAAAAUUAGACUCGUAUAGCCAAACACUACUCAAAAGUAAACAACAAGCUAUCAAUCGAUGAGACAACCCCUUCCCUUAACUUUGCGUUGCUACACAUCGGCAAACACUUUCACACACAUACACUUAUCACAAGGAUAAUACUCUUUAAUACAUUCAAAAAUUCAAAACACAAAAAAACGAACACUUAUAGGAGCAACCCUAUACAAAACGAAAGAUUAGAAAACAAAUGAGAGAAACACUAAAUUGUGCCAAUUAAGAAAUGUAAGCAGCAAACAGAAGAGCGACUUUCAAAGAACAGAAACAAAUAACCUGCAUGGAUAGAUGUUAACGAGUGACGAUUGUGAAUGAUGAUGAUAACAUGAUAACGAUGAUUCAUUAAUGGAAACGAUUAUGAAGGGAAGGAAAAACGCAACACCGGCAUAACGAAUGCAAAAAAAAAAACGGAAAGAACAUCUAGAGCAGAAGAAUGAAAAAAUGAUAACGAUAACGACGAUGAUGAUAAUGAUAAUGCGGAAGAGCAAAACUGAUUCUUGUUUAUUUGUUUUGUAACUUUUUGAGAUGUCUAAGUAUUCAAUAAAUAAAAUAAUUAUACACAAACACUA